Oryza brachyantha (malo sina) is the source of this 1875-nucleotide messenger RNA. Its product is annotated as amino-acid permease BAT1 homolog. The record is from RefSeq and is a predicted model, not a curated record. NCBI's taxonomy places the organism in Eukaryota, Viridiplantae, Streptophyta, Magnoliopsida, Poales, Poaceae. Gene Ontology annotation, molecular function: gamma-aminobutyric acid transmembrane transporter activity; L-lysine transmembrane transporter activity; L-glutamate transmembrane transporter activity. Gene Ontology annotation, cellular component: membrane. Gene Ontology annotation, biological process: transmembrane transport; gamma-aminobutyric acid transport. The transcript is spliced from 8 exons. The coding region runs from base 46 to 1635 and encodes 529 amino acids.
UGGAGUACUGGAGUGUGGACUUCCCUGUCCACGACGUACGCCGCCAUGACCUGGAACAAGAACUCCGCCGCCGCCGGCGUCGCCUCCGACGCCGAUCACGCCCGCCUCCGCGAGCUCGGCUACAAGCAGGAGCUCAGGCGCCACCUCUCGGCGCUGUCCAACUUCUCCAUCUCGUUCACCAUCCUCUCGGUGCUGACCGGGGUCACCACGCUCUACAACACCGGCCUCGCCUUCGGCGGCCCGGCCACCAUGACCCUCGGCUGGUUCGUCGCCGGGGCCUUCACCAUGGCCAUCGGCCUCUCCAUGGCGGAGAUCUGCUCUGCCUUCCCCACCUCCGGCGGCCUCUACUACUGGAGCGCGAGGCUCUCCGGCGAGCGGUGGGCGCCCUUCGCCUCCUGGAUCACCGGAUGGUUCAACAUCGUUGGUCAGUGGGCAGGCACUGCCAGUGUGAACUUCUCGCUGGCGCAGCUGAUUCAGGUGAUCGUCCUGCUCAGCAGCGGUGGGAACAACGGCGGUGGUUACUUUGCAUCCAAGUAUGUCGUGUUUGCCUUCCACGCUGGUAUUCUGCUGAGCCACGCUAUCAUCAACAGCCUCCCUGUGGCCUGGCUAUCUUUCUUCGGACAGUUUGCUACUGCUUGGAAUAUGUUAGGUGUUUUUGUCCUGAUGAUCGCUGUGCCAGUUGUUGCUACCGAGAGGGCCAGUGCCAGGUUCGUGUUUACCCAUUUCAACACGGAGAAUCAUGCUGGAAUCCACAGCAAGCUCUACAUCUUCGUCCUGGGGCUCCUGAUGAGCCAAUACACGCUGACUGGAUACGAUGCGUCUGCACAUAUGACCGAAGAAACGAAAGACGCAGGCAGGAGUGGCCCGAUCGGUAUAAUCAGCGCGAUUGGCAUAUCACUGAUAGUAGGCUGGGGCUACAUACUGGGCAUCACAUUUGCAGUUGCAGGGAAGCAGGACGUCGCAUAUCUCCUGAGCACUGACAAUGAUGCAGGAGGGUAUGCAAUCGCUGAAGUUUUCUACCUCGCCUUCAAAGGCCGGUACGGCAACGGCGCUGGAGGGAUCAUCUGCCUGGGAAUCGUUGCUGUCGCGGUAUACUUCUGUGGCCUGAGCUCAGUGACCAGCAACUCCAGGAUGAUUUAUGCGUUCUCGAGAGAUGGGGCAAUGCCGCUUUCAUCGGUGUGGCACAAGGUUAACGAGCAGCAAGUGCCGAUAAACGCCGUGUGGCUCUCGGCUUUCAUCUCAGUAUGCAUGGCGUUGCCGUCUCUGGGCAGCCUCGUGGCGUUCCAGGCGAUGGCGUCGGUGGCGACGACGGCCGUGUGCAUCGCCUACGCGCUGCCGAUCCUGCUCCGGGUGACGCUGGCGCGCGGCCGCUUCGUCCCGGGCCCGUUCAGCCUCGGCCGGCGGCGCGGCGUGCUCGUGGGCUGGGCCGCCGUCGCCUGGGUGGCGGCCGUCACCGUCCUCUUCUCGCUGCCGGUGUCGUACCCGGUGACCAGGGACACCCUCAACUACACCCCGGUCGCCGUCGGCGGGCUGCUCGCGCUCGUGCUGUCGUCGUGGCUCGUCAGCGCGCGGCGCUGGUUCAGGGGCCCCGUCACGAAUCUAGGCGGCCAGCCCUCUCCCCUUCUCUUGGGCUGAAUGGAUGAUGAUUUUGUGAUAAUAUUUGAAGGGAUGGGCGGAUGAAUUAACAUUAUAAAAUUUAAAAGUCGGUUUGAAAAAUAUUUUGAGAAAUCGAUAUCGAUCUUAUUUAACUUUUGUGAAAAGAUGCACCAUUUACGAGACUGAGAAACGUGCGGCUAAGGAAAUGAACGGUAGGUUGUGUUGGGUGGAAAUGUACUAGAUGCUCUCGGGAUUUCCGGUGCUCGGAAGGUUAAUUGU